Molecule: messenger RNA, 1323 nt
Organism: Dentiscutata erythropus
Lineage: Eukaryota; Fungi; Glomeromycota; Glomeromycetes; Diversisporales; Gigasporaceae
Source: the annotation of a GenBank genome assembly
UUAGUUACUAUUCAAAGUUUCAAAACCAUGGUCAGUCCAAAAACUGCGCAGCCGGAUAAUAAUCUCGCUGGUUCCAAUGUCAGCAAUGUCAAUCUGAUCAAGCCUUCUAGUACGAAAUUAAAAACCACAGAACCAGAAACUAACGGGCAGACUACCAUUCGAUCACCUGUAUCAGCAUCACAAAAAGAACUCAUAAAUAAUAUCGAGGAAACUGAAAAAGUUUCUCAGGAAAACGACCCUCCAAAAAAAACACCGCCUUCUCCUGCGCCAAUACCACCUGUAAAUAUUUGGCAGGUGAGAAAGGAAGCCAUGAACGCAAAAAAAGGAACUGAAACUUCCAACCUUAACGACAAAGAAGCUGUGGCCGAUAUCAAAAAAGUUGAAAAUCCUAUUAUUGAUCAACAAGAACCUUCGGAUGAUAUUAAAAGAAUCGUUAAAAAAGAAUCAAAGAAACAAAAACCUCCUCCAAUAUUACCCCCAUUAGAAGAUCAAAACAGUUGGCCGGCUCCUGCAGAAGUUUUGAUCAAAGACAAAGAAAAGGAGCAAACUGAAACUACCGAUAAGAAGCAAUCCAUUGAUAUCGGAACAAAAGAUAGUCCAAGAAGAGGUAAAGGUAAAUGGAUUAAGUAUACACCAAUAAUCACACAUAAUGCACCAUUACCAAAUCAUGAGAGGUCAAAACCUCGGCGCCGUAGUGAAGACCAUGCUGGACUUCGUGAACGCAAAACUAACGAAAAGGUCAUAAGUCCUGAAGUGGAAACACCAACGGUGCAAAAUAAUAAUCAUACAAAUAGACGUCGUGCAAGUGUACCUCCUCCAUCUAGAGAAUAUGGUCGUCGUUAUUCACAACAUGGUGACAACAAUGUCGGCCAUCAUUCACAUUCUAAUGGUGGACCUCCAUUUCGAGGAGGUCGUAGGGGAGGAAGAGGCCGAUCUUACAAUGGCACACGCGGGCCUCCUCGUUCGGUAACUUUACCUUAUGCAUCAACAACGGGAUACGUUCAACAGUACGUCAGUGUAUAUGGAAAAAUUGGCUAUGACUUAGAAAUUUUGAAAUAUUACAUUUUACAACAAAUUAUUAUUUCAGUAUUGACAACCUUUGCAAGGAUAUAUUUUUACGAAAUAAUGCAAAUGGAUUCAGAGGGCUAUGUACCAAUUGUUUUAUUAGCAGGAUUUAAUCGGGUGAAAGCUUUGACGUUGGACAUGGAUCUAGUUCGUGAGGCAUUACUUAAUAGUUAUAUUGUUGAGGUUAAUGAAGAUAAAGUCAGAAAACGCGAGGGGUGGGAAUCUUGGUUACUACCAAAAGUAGGGAUUAGAAAAUAA